CUUGUCGCUACUGUCACUGUCAUUCAAAACCACAUUAAAGUGAAACUGACUGGCAAUUUUCCAAGAAUAAAGCCGGAAAUCAGUGUAGAAAGUGUAAUAUUAUUCAUAAGAAAGGAAUUAAAUCAUGUCGUUCUUAGUCAAACAGUUCGGCAAAAGGGUGCUUUUGCCAGCAUUUUCUACAGUAAAGAAAGUCAAACUAUCCACAACUAGCGUUGCCUUUGUUCCGAAGGUCCAGAAGCCUGCCCCAGACUUUGCAGCCACAGCUGUAGUCAAUGGAGAAUUCAAUAACCUCAAACUGGCAGAUUUUAGCGGGAAAUAUGUUGUCUUACUCUUCUACCCGUUGGACUUCACAUUUGUCUGCCCCACGGAACUAAUCGCGUUCAGUGACCGAUCAAAAGACUUUGCCAACAUUGACUGCCAGGUUCUCGGUGUGUCCACAGACUCGGAGUUCAGCCAUCUUGCCUGGAUCAAUACACCCAGGAAGGAUGGUGGUUUGGGAAAACUAGACAUUCCUCUUCUGGCAGACUACAAAAAGAAGAUGUCUCACGACUAUGAUGUUCUCUUGGACGACGGAUUCGCGCUGCGUGGCCUCUUCGUGAUCGACAGGAACGGUAUUCUCCGCCACAUGUCCAUCAAUGACUUGCCAGUCGGUCGCUCCGUCGACGAAACACUACGACUAGUGAAGGCCUUCCAGUUCUCCGAUAAACAUGGAGAAGUGUGCCCAGCCAAUUGGAACCCGGACACGAACUCUGACACAAUCAAGCCGAGCCCAAAGGAAAGCAAGGAGUACUUCAAUAAAGCUAACUAAAGCUAAUUCCGAAUCGUCUGGGCUGUAUUCAAUCUUGGGGGCAUUUAUAUCAAGUCCAUUUUUGAAUGGCAAGAACAAUAAAAUAGAGAAUAAGAAAACAAAACAGCCAAUAAAGGUUGCAUCAAACUGUUUGUAAAGGGUUAAAUGUCAAAGAAACGUGGUCAAAGUCUCAAUAAACGGGUAGGUUUUGUGAAUUACUCGAAAUAAUAUUUAUUUAUACUUAAAGUAGUUAAGAAUACACCAUUUAUUAAGUUA
Cydia pomonella (codling moth) is the source of this 1063-nucleotide messenger RNA. RefSeq names its product peroxiredoxin-2-like. Gene Ontology annotation, cellular component: cytosol; mitochondrion. Gene Ontology annotation, molecular function: thioredoxin peroxidase activity. Gene Ontology annotation, biological process: response to oxidative stress; cell redox homeostasis; hydrogen peroxide catabolic process. The transcript is spliced from 7 exons. Bases 125 to 808 code for a protein of 227 amino acids. The record is from RefSeq and is a predicted model, not a curated record. Lineage: Eukaryota; Metazoa; Arthropoda; Insecta; Lepidoptera; Tortricidae.